AUGAGGUUAGUAUAUAAAUAUUAUCUAAUUUUUUUACUCAAACAUUUUCUAAAUAUUAUAAAUAAUGAAAUAUAUAAUUUUAACAAGGUUUCUACUUUAAAUAUGAAAAGAAAAUUGAAUGAAAUGUUAAGGUAUAAUAAUAGGUCACAAUUAAAGUUCUCACACAUAAAUAAUAAUACUGAUUAUUGUGAAGAAUAUAUAAUUAGUUCAUCAGAAACAGAAUUGUUAGAAACUUCGAAAAAGAAAUCAAAUGAUAAUACAUCAGAAGAUGAUAACAAUUAUAAUAUAACUACAAGAGAAGAAACCUUGGAAGAUUUGCUAAACGAAUAUGAUGAAGAAAUGAGAGAAAUAAAUAAUAAUAAAAAAAAAACUUUUUUUAAAAGAGCAAAACUUCUAUGGAAAGCCUUUGAUAAUAUUUUUAUAGACAAGAUAAUAGAUACAAAUAUACAGAAUAAACAAUCAGAAUUAGAAGAAGAUAUUUUUCAAAAUGCUGUAAUACUUUCUAGUUCUCCAAUUUUUGCUAUACCAAUACUUUCAUAUUUUUGUAAGCGCAUUAAUUUUUUUCAUUCACCACAGUAA
Plasmodium adleri (nom. inval.) is the source of this 579-nucleotide messenger RNA. Its product is annotated as Plasmodium exported protein (hyp6), unknown function. NCBI's taxonomy places the organism in Eukaryota, Apicomplexa, Aconoidasida, Haemosporida, Plasmodiidae. The record is from RefSeq and is a predicted model, not a curated record. The transcript has 2 exons. Bases 1 to 579 code for a protein of 192 amino acids.